CAGCUCAUCUUCUCACCUCUCCCCUUAUUUAUUCAUCCCCCUAGUUCCCAAUCCUCCAAACCAAGUCACACUCAAAUCACUCCCAACAACUCUCUACUUUAUCCCUCACUCACUUCAUGGCUCCCAAGUUGGCACUCUUUGCUUUGGCUUCUUUCCUCCUUGUCACUGCAAAAGUUUCUUCUUCUAAUGAGGAUCAUGUGUUCAUGGGAAUAGAGGAUUUGGGAGUGGGUAAACCUCUAAACCCACCAGUUGUUUAUCCAGCUCCAACUCCAGCACCAGCUCCUGCAGGACCUGUUAUGAUUAAAACUUGGAAGGAGUGCCCAGAUGUGUGCAAAGGGAGGUGCAAACUGCACUCAAGAAAGAAUGUGUGCAACAGGGCGUGCAUCACGUGCUGUGCAGUUUGCCGGUGCGUGCCGCCGGGAACCGCCGGAAACAGAGAGAUGUGUGGCACGUGCUACACUCAAUGGAAGACUCAUGGAAACCGCACCAAAUGCCCUUAAAUUU
This is a messenger RNA of Dioscorea cayenensis subsp. rotundata (Guinea yam), 504 nucleotides long. Its product is annotated as gibberellin-regulated protein 14-like. The record is from RefSeq and is a predicted model, not a curated record. NCBI's taxonomy places the organism in Eukaryota, Viridiplantae, Streptophyta, Magnoliopsida, Dioscoreales, Dioscoreaceae. The transcript has 4 exons. Bases 117 to 500 code for a protein of 127 amino acids.